AUGGCUGGCGAGGACUCCAAAGGAGGGGCAAGCAACAGCAAAAGCCAUACCAAGAGUCACCACAGCAAAAGUCAUCAUGAUAAGAGCAGUAGGUCGGAGACAGGCACCAGGGCUACUGAGGACCUAUAUGGCAUGGAGUUGAGGGCUACAGCGAAGAAAAAGAAGAAGAAGCACGGCCAUCAUCGUCCUAAACUGAGACCUCCAACUAGCUUCCUUGCCCUUCUGUGCUGGGACUCUUGGCUCCCUUGGCCAAUUGAUUCCGAGAAAACCCAGGUCAACAAGAUAGCACACAAGCACAAGAGGUCUAAGAAGAGGACUUCUCAGUCGGGCACCUCACGUCGAGUGCAAUCUUGGGUUCAGGAGGUGUCUUCUCAAGCGACGCCCGCCGCCCCCCCGAUAUCGCCAACUGUGGCAUCUCCAGCACCAUCGGUUCCCCUUCCACAUUCAGUUUCGUCAUCCUCCGGGCCUCAGCAAGAAGCCGAAGCUGCGGAGGCAGCUUCGAAUAACGGUAAGAAUACGGCUAGAGGUGCACCCACACCAUGUAAUGCUAAAAUUAGUGAAAAGAGCCGGCCAAGAAAUAACUCAGUGCUAGUGCCAUUAACCUACCACAGUGCUCAUCGACAUAGCAGGAGUUUUGGUGCGGGUGAAAGGAUAACAGACCCCACAGCUGGUCAGUAUAUGCAGGAGGCGUACGGGAAAGAAGCGAGUAGUUUGGCCGACGAGGAUCAGAGACAGAGGCAGGUGGCUGAGUAUUGGAGGCAAAGACGGGAAGGACAGCAGCGCUUGCAGGAUGAAGAGCAUCAGAGGCUCAUGCAAAGAAAGAUGAGCAAUCGGUCUGGACAUUUGGCAUCGAUAAGAAUGCCGGCUGAUAGACGGCCACCCUCUCUGUCUGAAACAGAAAGAGUGUACGCGCAGAGGACGACAGACUGUGUGUUGAAAGGUAACGGCCCUAAAAGGAGAGGGCGAUGGGCUGUAGGUCAGAGCAUCGGGUCCAACUAUUAACCUAACGCUCGAUACGAAGAAAUGAGACCUCGCAGUCAUCCGAUGCCCAGCAUGAUAAGUGACGAACUUCGAAAAACGACGUUGCCAACGAGAGCUACAGCUAGUUCCUUUGAUGACGGCAGAGAUAUUUCGGACUAGAUAUGUAUCUGUUCAGAUUUGGUUUCCGUUUGCGAGUGCUCAGAUAAGAAAUCAUCCAUACAUCAGAUUAUUUUCUUGUUUGAAUUUCUAUUGUCGCUUUUCUGUUUCA
This is a messenger RNA of Fusarium redolens, 1249 nucleotides long. RefSeq lists its product as uncharacterized. The coding region runs from base 1 to 1002 and encodes 333 amino acids. The record is from RefSeq and is a predicted model, not a curated record. The transcript has a single exon. NCBI's taxonomy places the organism in Eukaryota, Fungi, Ascomycota, Sordariomycetes, Hypocreales, Nectriaceae.